Molecule: messenger RNA, 2541 nt
Organism: Pyrus x bretschneideri (Chinese white pear)
Lineage: Eukaryota; Viridiplantae; Streptophyta; Magnoliopsida; Rosales; Rosaceae
Exons: 3
Coding region: 137-2284 (715 amino acids)
Molecular function (GO): protein binding
Source: RefSeq, a predicted model, not a curated record
UCAUCAUCAUCAUCAUCAUCAUCCAUCAUCCAUCAUCCACUGUCAAAAUUUUUUCUCCGAGAUUUUGUUUUUCCAAUUGGUAUAAAACCAAAAACCCUAAUUUAAAAAAAAAAAAAAAUGGUGAUAUGAGAGGAACAUGGCUAGGGAACGCGGAACGAGCGCGCAACCAUGGAGGACGUUAGAGGAGCUCUUGCUAGUUUGCGCCGUGAACCGCCACGGCACCCAGAGUUGGGACUCCGUCGCCUUGGAGGUCGGGAGGCGCUGCUCCCCCACCGCGACGACGCUUCUCAGUGCUGACAACUGUAGGGACAAGUUCGCGGACAUCAGGCGACGUUUCGUAUCGGAAGACGACGACGACGGUUCGUCGGGGAGCCUGGGCGCGAUGGUUGACGAGCUACGGAGGCUGCGAGUUGCGGAGCUACGACGCGAGGUCCGCCGUCGCGACGUUUCGAUCGUGUCGUUGGAGUUGAAGGUGAAGAGGUUGGUGGAGGAGAGGGAGCGGAGCUUGAAGGAGGAUGCCGGGGCCAACCGUCCGAGCAAAGAUCUCAAACGCCGCGGAGACGAUCAGCGGGAUGGUUCGCCGGAGAACCUCGCCGGAAAAAUGAACUCCGGCGAAGACUUCGGCUCGGACUUCAAUUCCGACGAGCGCGAGAACCGAUCCUUCAACGAGUCCAAUUCGACGAGCCAAAGAGGCGAUGCUAAAGGAAACGGCGCGACGGAGAAACUGGCGGAGGAGCCCAGAACGGACGGAAACGAACCAGAUCCGAUUCGGGCCAAAAUCCGGUCCGAACCCGAUCGCGAUUGCUCUGUUAACGGUAAAGUAGCAGACGAUGACGACGAAGACAAUCAAAACAACAACAAAAAAGGCGGCGAUGAUACGGCGAAGGCGAGUCGGCUCGGCGAGUCGAGCGAGUUGUGGGAAUCGGGUGGCGAGUCAAAGCGGGAGGGAAAAAGAGGAAGUGGUGGCGCGGCGGCGUCGAGGCAGCAGAACAGCGACGUGCAGAGCUCGGCGAGCUUGUCGAAGAGGAAACGACGUCGUGGCAGAGGAGGGGAGGGAGGAGGAGGGAGUAGGAGUAGGAGUAGGAGCAGCAGCGGCGAAGAGGCCGAGGGUGACGAAGUAUCUCCCGCCACCAGCAAAGGGGUUAAGCAGCUCAAGCUGGUUAAACCUGAGCCGUUGAUGAAGGUCCUCAAGAUCAUCCGCUCUCAUCGGCUCGGCUCCGUAUUCGAGCGGCGGCUUCGGAGUCAGGAAUCAGAAAGGUACAAAAGUUUGAUUCGGCAACACAUGGACCUGCAUGUGAUUCAAUCCAAGCUUAACAAAGGCCUCUACACAGAGGAUUGCAUCCCAUUCUUCCGCGACCUCCUCCUCCUAUUCAACAACGCCGUCGUCUUCUUCCGCAAGAACUCUCCGGAGCACAACGCAGCUCAAGAGCUCCGCUCCAUUGUGCUAAAGGAAAUGAACGACCAGCUCCCGAACCCACAACCCGCGACCGGAAGAGUAACAUCCAACGUGCCCAAGAUCGAAACCAAAGCUCCCAAGAUCGAGCCCGAUGCCUCCGAGAAACCCACCAAGUCUUCCAUUGUUGUUUGUGGAAAGCGUGGUUCUGUCAAUGCACUAUCAGAAGGCGGUGCGAAGAGCAGGAAGGGAGAUAAGGUUGAAGAGAAAGCAAAAGCGGCGAAUGAGAAGAAGAUGGAUGGUGCUGCAUCUGUGAAGGUUGAGGACAAGGGAAUUAGGAGGAGGAGGACACAAGAAAGAGGCGGGCGGAGAGGGACAAGCACGAGGGGCAGGAAUGCAGCAAAGCCGACGAAGCCGCAUGAGUAUGGCAUCAAUGAACUCAGUUCGCAUGAUGGUUUAGAGGCUUUGGAAGCGGAGAAGGAGAAGAAAGAAAACAGGAGGAAGAAGCAAGGCGCAGCGAGGUUCUUGAAGCGAAUGAAGCAGAACUCGCCGAGCACUGAAGUGAAGAAGGAGACUUCGGAUGGUUCUGAGGAUGAUAGCGAGGAGAGCGAGGACGAGAAGAAGAAGAAGCCGACGACGAGGAGUAGGAAGAAGCCGGAGGUUGAGAGGAAUGAGAGGGUGACGCGGAGUUCAACGGGAAGUGGGGGAGGGAGGGGAGGGGGAAGAAGGUGUCAGGAGAGCAAUGCGAGGGGAAGAAGAGGGGUCGGGAGGCCACCGAAGAGGCCGGAGACUGCGGCGGCAGAAGUGGGGAGUAGGAAGAGAGGGAGAGAGAAUGGGGAGGCUGAUCAGGUGGGGAGUACAGGGAGGCGGAGAAAGCGUACAAGGAGGUGAAUGCGGCCAUUGUUAUAAGCUGUAAAUUAUUUUUGGCAUGGUUUGGGUUAAUUUCUGGUCUUGUUUUGUUGCUAAUGCUAGGUUUUUACAGUCUCUUUUUACCUUUUUACCCAAGAGCGGUCAAAAGAAUUACUAGAGAGGGAUAGGGAGAGACAGAGAUAGAUGUGCUGUGAACUUGUAGAAUGUUUUGGGGCAUCUCUUUUAGCAUAUACAGAUCCUGAUGAGUAGCAUCAUCGGUGAGGACCUUUUUCGUUCUA